GCCGCUUGUUCCUCAAUAUGGGGACGAUACAUUUGUUUCGCAAAUCACAAAGAUCUCUCCUUGGCAAGUUAACACAGGAAUUUAGAUUAGUAGCGGCUGAUCAAAGGACCUGGAAAAUCUUGCUCUUUGGUGCAAUAAAUGUAGUAUGUACUGGCUUCCUGCUUAUGUGGUGCAGUUCUACAAACAGCAUAGCUUUAACUGCAUACACCUACCUGACCAUCUUUGAUCUUUUCAGCUUAAUAACAUGCUUAAUAAGUUAUUGGGUAAUGAUGAAGAAGCCCAGUCCAGCUUAUUCAUUUGGGUUUGAGAGAUUUGAAGUGCUAGCAGUAUUUGCUUCCACAGUUCUGGCACAACUUGGAGCUCUUUUUAUACUAAAAGAAAGUGCCGAACGAUUUGUGGAGCAACCAGAGAUUCACACGGGUCGAUUGUUGGUUGGUACCUUUGUGGCGCUCUCUUUCAACCUGUUUACAAUGCUUUCCAUUAGGAAUAAGCCCUUUGUUUAUGUCUCUGAAGCUGCAAGUACAAGCUGGCUUCAGGAACAUGUUGCAGAUCUGAGUAGGAGUUUAUGUGGCAUCAUUCCUGGAUUGAGCAGCAUCUUCCUUCCACGAAUGAAUCCCUUCAUCUUAAUUGACCUUGCGGGGGCUUUAGCGCUUUGUAUUACAUAUAUGCUAAUUGAAAUUAAUAAUUAUUUUGCUGUUGACACUGCAUCUGCAGUAGCCAUUGCCUUGAUGACAUUUGGCACUAUGUAUCCUAUGAGUGUGUACAGUGGAAAAGUAUUACUUCAGACAACACCACCUCAUGUGAUCGGACAGCUAGAUAAACUUUUAAGAGAGGUUUCCACUUUAGAUGGCGUCUUAGAGGUUCGAAAUGAGCAUUUCUGGACAUUGGGCUUUGGUUCUCUGGCUGGAUCAGUACAUGUGAGAAUUCGAAGAGACGCCAAUGAACAGAUGGUACUUGCUCAUGUGACCAAUCGGUUAUACACUCUGGUGUCCACUUUAACUGUUCAGAUUUUCAAAGAUGACUGGAUCAGGCCUACCUUGGCCUCUGGACCUAUUGCCAACAACAUGCUGAACCUUUCAGACCAUCACAUCAUUCCAAUGCCUCCUUUAAAAACUGCAGAAAACUCCGAUCCUGCUACAUCUACUCCUGCCAAACCAAGCAGCCCACCUCCAGAAUUUUCUUUUAACACACCGGGCAAAAAUAUGAACCCUGUCAUUCUCCUGAAUGCUCAAACCCGACCUUAUGGUCUAGGCUUCAACCGUGGAACUGUACCUUACAGCAGUGCUUUCACUCAAGGAUUUGGAAUGCCGGGAAUAGGAACAACCCAGGGAUUCAGGACUGGCUUUAUAAAUGCCCCUCACAGAUAUGGAACUGGCACUCGAGAUCAGACCAGACCCUAAUGAACUUUCCCCAUAUUUAUUGUUUGAUUUCCCCCCACUUAU
Euleptes europaea (tarantolino) is the source of this 1442-nucleotide messenger RNA. RefSeq names its product solute carrier family 30 member 6 (gene SLC30A6). Bases 18 to 1400 code for a protein of 460 amino acids. The record is from RefSeq and is a predicted model, not a curated record. The transcript is spliced from 14 exons. Gene Ontology annotation, cellular component: membrane. Gene Ontology annotation, molecular function: monoatomic cation transmembrane transporter activity. Lineage: Eukaryota; Metazoa; Chordata; Lepidosauria; Squamata; Sphaerodactylidae. Gene Ontology annotation, biological process: monoatomic cation transport; transmembrane transport.